GGCGGUCGGUGAUGGCGACCUUUAACGGUGGAUUGAAAGGUCAGGCGGUGCGUUGCGUGAUGGCUGAGUGUGAUAAACAAGCUUUUUCCACCCCCCAUUUCUUUAGCUUGUUAAAGUUGCCAUCACCACCAUCUCCUCCUCCUGAGUAGAAAUGUCAAAAGCCCUCGGACGUGAUUCCGUCUCUUUCAAGGAGGUGAAAAUAACAAGGGAGGGAGCGAGCUAGUUGGUUGCUGUGCCUAUUUUUCUGUUUGUCCCGAGAGCUGGGGGAUGGGGCACCAAAGCCAGCUAAUUCCUGUCUAGAAAUAGAAAAUUCAUAAGCUGAAUAAGCAAGCAGGGCGAGAGAGUUGCUUUCGAAAUUGCUACAGAACAUUUUCUUGAAUAUAGGUUCUCGCACGGCUUCGGCCGAUGGAGGAAGUAGUUUCAGCUUUGGCUCAGACGAGCUUUGCUCGAUGUGUAGAACUAUGUGGCAUCACCAAGUCUCUUUCUAAGUGCCUUAGUGUGAUUAUAUAACCGUGGUUGUCCGCAUAGCUUCGCUUAAAUCACGCAGAACACCGCAUUUCAGUACAAAUAAAACGAUUAAGGCGAACUACAAAACGAUGUCUAAACAGGAAGCAGGGAGAUUGCAGACAAAGGAAGAAAGAAGAAACAAAGGGAGCCGAUACCUCACUGUCUAGACAGUGGGUUUUCAGAAAACAUUAGUGCCGUUAUCUUCCCGUAGGCUUCUCGUGGUUUGUUUUCAACACUGUCCAUUUUUAAAGAGCAAAUUUUACAGCAUGUGACAAGCCCAAAUGUUUUGUUUUUUUCUUCUCUCCCCUGCCCUUCAGUGUGACUCAGGACUUUUUAAGCCCAGCAGGGCCUGAAAUAUGAGCUUGGCUUGCGCCUGAUAAAGAAGCACAGUUUCCCCCUUUUGUUUGCUGGAGAUUAUCACACGUACGUUUUUUGUUUCCGCAGUAGUUUUUGUUGUCCACAGAAAUCAAAUGGCAUAGUUUCUAGUCAGACCAGUUUUCACAUUUGGUUAUAGUGAAGGGUUUGGAUCCUUUGUGAAAGGAAGUUGGGUUUAUUGGUCGUGACUGAUGAUCUGCUCUGUGCUGGAAAGCCCCCGACUUCCUUUUGUUUGGGGUAUUUUACAAUUUCACAUCUGUAGUGUUUCAUAGGAUUGUCUGGAAUAAUUCACAAGUGCAUGUUUUGUUAUAGGUAGGGACUGAUUGAGGUGAAUGUGUAAUGACCCUCAGUAUGCUUUAUGUAUCUCUGGAAGAUCCCCCUUUGUUUCGAAAAACAUGCAAGUCUUAUGAAGUAUUCAGCGUGGCCAUGUCUUUUUUACCUUAUCGCUGUGCUUAUAAGGUCUUGGUAAAUAUUAGGUUACCAUGCCUGCUGUUUAUCAAACACCUGGACCCAUUGUUCCUUUGUGUCAUAAAGUUAAUGUGUUAACUGCUAUGGGCCUCUUUUGUACGGUAAUAUGUUUUUGCAUCGUCAGAUGUGAUUUAGUCGCAAUUUAAAUCAAUACCUUUUCUUUUAUUGAAGUGUUUCUGCGUAACGUGGAGCUAAAAUCGUCCAGUCUACAUCUAGUCAACACGAUAAACUGAUAAGUCAGUCAGCUUUAAAAGGAAAUUACUGAUGAUCCAUAUAAAGGGGGUUGAAAUGAAAAGCAUUUUGAGCUACGCAUUAGUUACUAGCUUUUAGCUGAGUCCCCCUGUCUGGUAUUUUUCAGCAGUCAGCAGUUGGACACGUGACACAAAUGAAAGGGGAAAAAAAGGUCUUUGUGGGCUUUUCCAAGGAGACCCUUUAUUGACAUACUGGUGAAAACAUCCAGGUGAAGAGAAACGAGGAAGUGGUAGGAAGACAGGUUUGGGUGGGGGUCUGAUAGCUAAUGGUGCUUGUUAUUUAGGACACCUCGGGUGGACUGACAGGACGUUCUAAACCAACUGCCAGAACAUUGAGCUCGCCUGCCCUGUUUGUGUCCGUGACCAGAAUAUAGACGAGCUUCACACCAACGCAAGCAGCUGCUGUGUUGCACCAGAACAGGGCAAAGGUUGUCCACAGAGGAAAUAUGAGCCCGUUGCUGUGUGUGGAUUUUAUAUUUUAUUUUUAUUUAUUUUCUGUGUGUGGGGGGGCGGGGAGAAGAAUCAUAGGUGAUCGGCUGAGUUGUAAAAUGGCCUGGACAGGGCUGGCAGGCACAGCUCUUCUUUCCUAUCUAAUCCAGGCCUUCCAUGUGUAUCUGUCCUUUCAUGUGGCUGUUUUUGAUCAAUCACCUCAAAGUCACCGUCUCCCAUUACACAACUUCCUGCGCUGUUGCACAAAGACGGGUAGCAAACGUCACAGGACUACUUGUUUUGCCAAGUUACGCACAUGCACGCUCAUUUUCUGGGCGUAUGCGUGGUGAGAAAUGACUAGGGAGGUUUUGAAAUGCCUUGUAAGGCAAGAGCCAAGGGUAGGGAGGGGAACACUUUGUGAAACAGCUGACCUACUUUGUUUACGCUUAUUGUGCCAUUUAGCAAAAGCAGAAUCUUAUUUAAUCUGAAGUGUUUCGUAUGUUCUUUUGCGAUCAUGAUACCGCGAGUGAGUCAGAGCUUUUGUUUUUAAUUAGAUGGAGGAAGUAAGGGCCUGAAUUUGGUAUGAGGAAGAAGAACAGCUGACACUAAAGCCUACGAAAAGCAGAGGAUGGGGGGGGAUAAUGGGAAUACCUCUCAGUUUUUCUCAGAACCACCAAAAGAGACGGCAGGAGGGAAGAGGUGACACUGCAGUGAACAAAGCUGUAAAACAGAGCACAUACGAGCCUUUGCCAAAGGUGUUGAACAGAGAACACAAUGGCUCAAGAGACGAACCAGAGUCCAGUGCCCAUGCUUUGUGCCACAGGUUGCGGUUUCUAUGGCAACCCAAGAACCAAUGGUAUGUGCUCCGUAUGCUACAAGGAACACCUGACACGGCAGCAGAGCAGCGACCGCAUGAGCCCCCUCGGCCCAAUGGGCUCAACUGCUAGUCCUACCUCAGAGGCUUCUGCCAUCCAGAGACUAGAAGCCAGUCUAGCAAAGGUUGAUGCCUCCCCUGCCCCUUCACCAGACAUGUCUAGAACCAUUCAAGGAUCUCUUCCUGUGACUCAGCAAAUGACCGAGAUGAGCAUCUCCAGAGAGGACAAACCUGAACCCCUAGAGCCUGUUGUAAGCCAGCCUGCUGCUUCUAGCCCUACUCCUGUAGCCUCUUCUAGCAGUGAGGAAAGUAAGAGUGACACCCCCAAACCUAAGAAGAACAGGUGCUUCAUGUGCCGCAAGAGAGUGGGCCUCACAGGUUUCGACUGUCGCUGUGGCAACCUGUUCUGCGGCAUCCACCGGUACUCUGACAAGCACAACUGUCCCUAUGAUUACAAGGCCGAGGCUGCCGCCAAGAUCCGCAAAGAGAACCCCGUGGUGGUGGCUGACAAGAUCCAGAGAAUAUAAUAGACGAGACAGAGCAGCAGUGGCAGCAACAAUGAAACACCAUUGACAAAAGACUGGAGUACGAGUGCGAACCUUUGAAAUGAGCAUAAAUGAGAAUGGAACAGACUUGAUUUACAAAAUUACAACCUCAAGAAGAUCAUGGAGAGGAAAAAAAGAAAAACAUAAAAGAUCCUGUCUGAGGAAGAUGCAUGAAUGAUCACUUUUCUCCCUCUUUUUUUUUUUUUUUUUUAUUAACUCAUUAGUUUUUAUCCUGUUUUCUGUGGUGUGGUUUUUUGUUUUGUUUUUCUCGUUUUUUGCCGCCGUUCAGUCCGACGUUUUGUUUUUUCUAAGAAUAUGUAUUGUCUUACUAAGAGCAGACCAGGCUACAUGUCCAGGAUAAGCUGUGCUCCUCUCACCCAUACCAGGCGCCAUUAUUGUGCCAAACCGUAGACGGCCAUUUAACACACGCCACCACGUGUCAAGACACUGGCUGGUCUCUCAAAAGCAUUCAGACUACACAGAAACAGUCCAUACAAGUUGUGUCCCUCAACCUUUGAACUUCUCGCUCUGUGCUCCGUCGGCGCUGGAGUCGGUCAGCGUCUCCUGCCUCGCACGAGGAGGGGGGGAUUUGUUGCGAUGUCUUUUCCUAGCUUUACCUACCUCACGGCUGCCGCGUUAAGCUACGUUGUCUUCCCUUUUACUUUUUUCGUCAGCUUCGACCCCAUCAGAGCAGUUGAUCAUCGUGACAGUCGGCGUCGGUGAAUUCCCCUAACCCCUCCAAUCGGCACACCUUGCUUUCACUUUGAUGGGUUUUGAUUGAGGCUGUUUGGAGGUAUCAUGCUAGACGGGGACACACAAAUUACUCGCUGAAGGAGUUCCACCAACUGUUGCAGGACUGUGUGUGUGUGUGUUUGUGUGUAUGUGUGCGUGAGCCGACGUGUGGCCUGAGGGGAAGGAUGGCACCCUUCCCCCGUGGGUCUGGUAGGGUCAAUGUAGGCUUCAAUAUUGUAGGGGCAUGAAUGAAUGGGAUAAAUGCAUGAGUCACUCUUCAUCUGUGUUUAGUGUUUCACAAAUAUCAUUCAACUUAGGGUUUCAGAUGUUUUAUUUGCUGAAAGACAAUUAUCUGUUAUGUUUUAUUAGCUUAUUUUUCUCUUCCAUUGUACUGAUGUUAGCACAUGUAUUCAGUGCAUUGAUGGAGUUAGGGUAUGUGAACCAUGAUUUCUUUUUUUUAAA
Messenger RNA from Haplochromis burtoni (Burton's mouthbrooder), 4643 nucleotides. It is a transcript of the gene zfand5a, whose product is annotated as zinc finger, AN1-type domain 5a. The transcript is spliced from 6 exons. Lineage: Eukaryota; Metazoa; Chordata; Actinopteri; Cichliformes; Cichlidae. Gene Ontology annotation, molecular function: DNA binding; zinc ion binding. Bases 2805 to 3431 code for a protein of 208 amino acids. The record is from RefSeq and is a predicted model, not a curated record.